AUGUUACUGUCCAGUGUUCCCAGCGUUGCAUGUUUGAACCCCCUGGAGGAACCUAUCCCGGAAACGGUGAAGCCAGCACAGCCAGCACCCAAAAAUAAAAGGAAGAAUGCUGCAGGUGCAUCGGAGAGUGUGCCUGUUCCGAUGAAGAGGCCUAGUUCUGCAGCGCGCACAGUCGGUGAGGACAAAAAAGAGAUGGGUGCAGUCUUGAAGAAUAGUGGUGUUGCAGCUCCUGCAACAGCGCACGAAAAAAAUGAUGAAGAUGACCAGGACGAGGUGGACGAGACGCCUGGUGUGAUGAAGAGGCCUUCUGCACUCCAGAAACCUUCGUUCACAGGCAGGGGGGAUGCCAAGAAGAAGGCCCACACGAAGGACCAUCAGAAGAAGGCUGGCAAGCCUUCUGACGUUACCUACCACAACCCUUCCUGGCAUAAAGCUUGCAACAACUGGCAAUUGAAGAGCAGCCAUGGGUACAUCAUGUCGGUUGGCAGUUCUUUGGUUAAGAAGGAGGAUUCCCAGAAAGUGGCUGACACCUUGCUCCAAAAGCUGAAGCAAGGGGUGAAGCUGGCUGAUGUGAGGGCCAUGGGAGCCGAGAUGAUCAAUGUCUUGCGGGAGAAGGCCGUGGUUGCAAAGCACCGUGGGGCAGAUGCAGGCCCAGAGGGAAAAGCUGGCUCUGUCAAGAAGCUUACGGAGUCUGAGCAGCUGAAGGUACCUGAGGAGCCUGAGAAAGCCGAGGAAGCCGAGAAGGCCGAGGAUGAGUUGGAGGAGGGCGGAGAAGAGGAGCCGGAGAAGGUAGAUGAUGAGGUCAUAGAAGCGGGCGCUGCUGCUGCUGCUGCUGCUGCUGCUCCUGAGGAGUCAUUUUUUGACGACACCCAAAGGGAUGUCGACUUGUCCAGACUUAGAGAUGGUGGUGCGGAGAGUUACAACAUUCAUUGUGCAGUGGCGCAUUGCCCUGUGAUUUUUUUCCUUGCUGCAUCGCAGCCAGAAAAGCAAGUUUGGAACACCUGGCACCCAUAG
This is a messenger RNA of Cladocopium goreaui, 1014 nucleotides long. NCBI's taxonomy places the organism in Eukaryota, Dinophyceae, Suessiales, Symbiodiniaceae. The record is from the annotation of a GenBank genome assembly.